Messenger RNA from Erythranthe guttata (spotted monkey flower), 1427 nucleotides. Its product is annotated as pantoate--beta-alanine ligase. Lineage: Eukaryota; Viridiplantae; Streptophyta; Magnoliopsida; Lamiales; Phrymaceae. The record is from RefSeq and is a predicted model, not a curated record. Gene Ontology annotation, molecular function: pantoate-beta-alanine ligase activity. Gene Ontology annotation, biological process: pantothenate biosynthetic process. Gene Ontology annotation, cellular component: cytosol.
GGUCUGAGAAUUGAAAUCCCCAACUCUUCCAGUCCUCCGAUUCUCAGCUAGUCGCCGCCGUCGCCGCCGCAGUGUAGGCGUCGCUCAACCGGCACAAAUGCAAUCGGUAAUGCUCACAAAUUUUUAUGCUCUUUACCGAAUUUUGAUCGGAAGCUUCCAAACCCUAGACUAGUUGAAGGACCAACUUGCAAAAUUUCUUCGAUUCGAUUCGAUGGCGAGCAAAGAUCCUCCGUUGAUAAUCAGAGGUAAAGAUGAAAUGAGAGAGUGGUCGAGAUCAGCCAGAGCAGAAGGCAAGACCAUCGGCUUAGUUCCGACGAUGGGGUUUCUCCACGGCGGCCAUCUUUCUCUGAUCCAUGAAUCUAAAAAGCACGCUGAUCUCACCGUCGUCUCGAUUUAUGUAAAUCCAGGCCAAUUUUCCCCCAACGAGGAUCUAUCCACUUACCCCUCCGAUUUUGACGGCGAUAUUCAGAAAUUGAACAGCGUUAGUGGCGGCGUCGACGUCGUUUUCCACCCACAAAAUCUGUACGAUUACGGUGGCCGGAGAAGUAGUGGCGGAGAAGAAGAAGAGGGGAAGGUGGUUUCAUGCGUGGAAAUUAAUGGUGGGAUGGGUCACGAGACGUGGGUGAGAGCUGAGAGAUUGGACAACGGUUUGUGUGGGAAUAGUCGGCCUGUUUUCUUCAGAGGUGUCGCCACCAUUGUUGCCAAGCUGUUCAAUAUUGUCGAGCCUGAUGUUGCUGUGUUUGGGAAGAAGGAUUAUCAGCAGUGGAGGAUUAUUAAAAGAAUGGUCCGAGAUCUCGAUUUCGGGAUAAAUGUGAUUGGUGCAGAUUUAAUUCGCGAUGAAGAUGGCCUUGCAAAGAGUUCACGUAAUGUGCACUUGUCUCCCCAAGAAAGGGAGAGGGCAUUGUCAAUAAGCAAGUCGCUGUCGAAUGCGAAAUUUGCAGCAGAAAAUGGUCAGUUAAAUUGCAAAGAGUUGAGAGAUUCUGUUAUCCAGGCCAUACAAGAAGCUGGUGGAAAAGUUGAUUAUGCAGAGAUUGUAGAGCAGGAAAGUUUGGAAGCACUGAAAGAGAUUAGUAGUAGUAGUCCUGCUGUGUUCUGUGUUGCUGCAAUUUUCGGAAAUGUCCGCCUCCUCGACAAUAUGGAAAUCAACGUUUGACGGAAUGGCUACAAAACCAUAUGAAUACUAACCACUGGUUUACCAACCAUUACACACUCGUUUCCCAUAUACAAAAAAUGGGAAGCUCGUGAGAAUUUUACUCGGAAUUUAAAAUAGUUCCAAUUACAAAUGUAGAACACGUUAGAAUUGCCUUGAAACCGUAAAAAACAAAUUAAAUAAUUGUAAUAGUAAUAAAAUACAUAGAAGAUCAUCAAGGAAACGAGCACCGUCGUACAAUUCCAUAUUUCUCAAUAUUUAUAAUUUAACAUCAGCA